Messenger RNA from Gambusia affinis (western mosquitofish), 6418 nucleotides. RefSeq names its product carbamoyl-phosphate synthase 1, mitochondrial (gene cps1). Gene Ontology annotation, cellular component: cytoplasm; carbamoyl-phosphate synthase complex. NCBI's taxonomy places the organism in Eukaryota, Metazoa, Chordata, Actinopteri, Cyprinodontiformes, Poeciliidae. Gene Ontology annotation, biological process: 'de novo' pyrimidine nucleobase biosynthetic process; L-glutamine metabolic process; L-arginine biosynthetic process. Gene Ontology annotation, molecular function: carbamoyl-phosphate synthase (glutamine-hydrolyzing) activity; ATP binding; metal ion binding. Bases 94 to 4614 code for a protein of 1506 amino acids. The transcript is spliced from 39 exons. The record is from RefSeq and is a predicted model, not a curated record.
GGCCAAUCCGUUGCAACGUUUCAAGCGCCCACUUGAACUGUCAGCUUGUGGCCACUGAAUACACGAGGAGAAGCUCUGUGACUUUAGGUUACUAUGACCAAAAUCUUGUUGGCUUGCGGCGUGGUUAAAUCUCUGAGACAAGGAUGGAUGAUUUGCGGGAAAGUGAGGAACACGUCAGGCUGGCCGCAACUUCAAUCUGCGAAACUUUUCAGUGUCAAGGCACAGACAGCUCACCUGGUCUUGGAGGAUGGUACCAGGAUGAAAGGGUUUUCCUUUGGGCACAAUGGCUCUGUAGCUGGGGAACUUGUCUUCAAUACUGGCCUGGUGGGGUACCCUGAGGCCCUUACUGACCCCAGCUACAAAGGUCAAAUCCUGACCUUGACAUACCCCAUUGUUGGAAACUAUGGCGUACCCAACACCCAGGAGCUGGAUGAGCUUGGCCUGAGAAAACAUGUGGAGUCAGCAAACAUCCAGGUGUCUGGUCUUCUUGUUCAAGACUACAGCCAUGAAUAUAGCCACUGGAAUUCUGUCAAGUCUUUGGGUCAGUGGCUACAAGAAGAGCAGGUCCCUGCACUGUUCGGAAUAGACACCAGGAUGCUGACCAAGAUCAUCAGAGACAAGGGCACUGUUUUAGCAAAGAUUGAAUUUGAUGGACAGCCAAUAGAGAUAUCUGAUCCCAACCAGAAAAACCUGAUAGCAGAAGUUUCAACCAAGGAAAUCAAAGUUUUUGGAAAAGGGAACCCAAUAAAAGUUGUGGCUGUGGACUGUGGCAUUAAGCAUAAUAUAAUCCGACUGCUGGUUAAGCGAGGCACAGAGGUCCACCUCGUACCGUGGGAACAGGAUUUGAUGAGUUUAGACUAUGAUGGCCUGUUUAUAUCAAACGGACCAGGAGACCCAUCUCUGGCUGAAACACUCAUCAACAAUGUCCGCAAGGUGCUUGAGAGUGAUCGGCCUCAGCCGGUGUUUGGGAUCUGCAUGGGCAAUCAGAUCACGGCUCUGGCAGCAGGAGCAAAGUCAUAUAAACUGCCAAUGGGUAACAGAGGCCAGAACCAGCCAGUGCUGAAUGUGAUGACAGGACAGGCAUUCAUUACAGCCCAAAACCAUGGUUACGGCAUAGACAGCAAGUCCCUUCCAGCAGGCUGGAGCCCACUUUUUGUCAAUGCUAAUGAUGGCACCAAUGAGGGCAUCAUGCACAACACUAAGCCUGUUUUCACGGCCCAGUUCCAUCCGGAGGCUAAGGGUGGUCCCACUGACACUGAGUUUCUAUUUGAUGCCUUCAUAUCCUUGAUAAAGAAUGGAAAGAACACUAACAUUGUGUCAGUGAUGCCCAAGAACCCCUGCAUCCCCCCCAGAGCACAGGUUUCAAAGGUGCUGGUGCUGGGGUCAGGUGGUCUGUCUAUAGGCCAGGCUGGUGAAUUUGACUAUUCUGGAUCUCAAGCUAUUAAGGCCAUGAAGGAGGAAAACUUGAAGACAGUGCUCAUGAACCCUAACAUAGCAUCUGUUCAAACCAAUGAAGUGGGCUCCAAGCAGGCGGACUCUGUCUACUUCCUGCCAGUGACUCCACAGUUUGUAACAGAAGUGAUUAAAACCGAGCGUCCUGACGGCAUUCUGCUUUCUAUGGGUGGACAGACUGCACUUAACUGUGGAGUGGAAUUAUUUCAACGAGGCAUUUUGGAGCAGUAUGGGGUGAAAGUCCUUGGGACCCCAGUGGAAUCCAUCAUGGCCACAGAAGACAGGCAACUUUUUGCUGAUAAACUCAUGGAGAUCCAUGAGAAAAUUGCACCCAGCAUUGCUGUGGAGUCAGUGCCUCAUGCCUUGAACGCCGCGGAGAAAAUAGGGUAUCCAGUGAUGUUACGAUCAGCCUAUGCCCUGGGAGGUCUGGGGUCUGGUCUGUGUGCUACCAAAGAAAAAUUGGAGGAAACUGCCCAGAAGGCCCUGGCAAUGAGCAGUCAGAUUCUGGUGGAGAAGUCUUUACUCGGCUGGAAGGAGGUAGAAUAUGAGGUUGUGAGAGAUGUGGCUGAUAACUGUGUUACGGUUUGCAACAUGGAGAAUUUUGAUCCACUGGGCAUUCACACAGGCGACUCCAUAGUUGUAGCACCAAGUCAAACAUUGUCCAAUGAGGAGUACCACAUGCUUCGUGAGACGGCUAUUAAGGUGGUGCGUCACCUUGGAAUUGUGGGCGAGUGCAACAUCCAGUAUGCACUCCAUCCAUCAUCGCUGGAAUACUGCAUCAUUGAGGUUAACGCUCGGCUCUCAAGAAGCUCAGCUUUAGCAUCCAAAGCUACUGGUUACCCCUUGGCAUUUGUAGCUGCUAAGUUAGCUCUGGGAAUCCCUUUGCCAGACAUCAGAAACGCCGUAUCAGAAAAGACCACCGCCUGCUUUGAGCCAAGUUUAGACUACAUUGUCACCAAGAUUCCCCGCUGGGACCUGGACCGCUUUCAGGGCAUGUCAUUGGAAAUAGGCAGUGCCAUGAAAAGUGUUGGAGAGGUGAUGGCGGUGGGUCGAACGUUUGAGGAGAGUGUGCAGAAGGCUUUGAGGAUGUGUCAUCCAUCUGUGGAUGGCUUUGUUCCCAGAUUGCCACUCAAGAAAGCCUGGGGCAACACAAAGAACCUUCAGCAGGAGCUGGCUGUGCCCUCCAGCACCCGCAUCUUCUCCCUUGCCAAGGCGCUGCAUAACGGUAUGAGUGUUGAUCAGAUUCAUCAGCUCACGGCCAUAGAUAAGUGGUUCCUCCACAAACUUCGCAGAAUAACACAUUUGGAGCAAAACCUUGGAAACUAUAGCAGAGAUACAGUACCCAAGGAGCUGUUACUGAAAGCCAAGCAGGAUGGCUUCUCAGACCAGCAGGUCGGUCAGAUUCUUGGCUGCAAUGAAACAACUGCUAGAGAGCUGAGGGUCUUUAAUGGCAUCAGACCUUGGGUUAAACAGAUUGACACAUUAGCAGCUGAGUACCCAGCAAUGACCAACUACUUGUACUGCACAUACCAUGGUCAGGAGCAUGACCUGGAAUUUAAAGAUCAAGGCAUUAUGGUUCUUGGCUGUGGACCAUAUCACAUUGGUAGCAGCGUUGAGUUUGACUGGUGUGCAGUAUCCUGUAUCAGGGCCUUGAGACAAAUUGGAAAGAAGACCGUUGUGGUCAACCACAACCCCGAGACUGUCAGCACUGACUUUGACGAGUGUGAUCGUCUUUACUUUGAAGAGUUGACCCUGGAGCGCAUCCUUGAUAUCACCCAACAGGAGGAGUGUUCUGGUAGUAUUGUGUCUGUGGGAGGUCAGAUCCCCAACAACUUGGCCAUCCCUUUGCACAAGAGUGGAGUAAAGAUUCUAGGGACGAGCCCCCUGCAGAUUGAUCGGGCUGAGGAACGUUCUGUCUUCUCCAGCAUCCUUGACAAUCUUGAAGUGGCCCAAGCUCCAUGGAGGGCACUCAGUUCACUGGAAGAUGCCUUUGCAUUUGCUAACCGGGUGGGCUACCCUUGUUUACUUCGACCCUCGUAUGUUCUUAGUGGCUCUGCAAUGAAUGUUGUCUAUGGGGAGGAAGAAAUGAAACGCUUCUUGGAAGAGGCUACACAGGUUUCCCAGGAACAUCCAGUUGUCAUCACAAAGUUUAUACGUGGUGCCAGGGAGGUAGAAGUGGAUGCUGUAGCUAGCAAUGGCAAGGUCCUUGUCCAUGCUAUAACAGAGCAUGUAGAAGAUGCUGGUGUCCACUCAGGCGAUGCCACCUUAAUGCUCCCAACCCAAACCAUCAGCCAGGGAGCCCUAGAGAAAGUCAAAAUUGCCACCCGGAAAAUUGCACAAGCGUUUGAGAUUUCAGGGCCCUUUAACACCCAAUUUCUGGUUAAAGGCAAUGAUGUCAUGGUGAUAGAGUGCAAUCUGCGGGCAUCACGAUCAUUUCCUUUUGUAUCAAAAACAAUCGGUGUGGACUUUAUCAACGUGGCUACAAAAGUGAUGGUGGGAGAGCCUUUAAAUGAAUCCUGCCUGCCUUCACUGGAGAAACCAAUCAUUCCUGUAGACUAUGUGGGAAUCAAGGCACCAAUGUUCUCUUGGCCGCGACUGAGGGAUGCAGACCCUGUUCUUCGUUGUGAGAUGGCUUCCACUGGAGAAGUAGCUUGUUUUGGACCAAACAUUUAUUCAGCGUUUCUGAAGGCCAUCCUCUCCACAGGCUUUAAGCUGCCACAGAAGGGCAUCCUGAUUGGAAUUCAGCACUCUUUCCGACCGAAUUUUCUUGCCACGGCACAUCAGCUGAAAGAAGAAGGCUUCAAGCUCUAUGCUACUGAAGCAACCUCAGCCUGGUUGUGUGUGAAUGAUGUACCUGCCAUUCCAGUAGCUUGGCCAUCUGAAAAAGAAGGAAACACAACAUUGCCCAGUAUAAAAAGACUGAUCAGUCAGGGUCAUAUUGACCUGGUUGUGAACUUGCCCAAUAACAACACGCGACAUCUGAAGGAUAACUUCCUGAUCCGCAGAAUGGCUGUUGAUCAUGGUGUUCCCCUCAUUACAAAUUAUCAGGUGGUCAAGUUGUUUGCUGAAGCUAUACGUUAUGCAGGCGAUCUUGAUACAACAAGCCUCUUCCAUUACCGACAGAAGGAUAGCCAACCAAAAGGAGACAGUCAGCGAGGAUAGAGCCUCCUUCUUUUGCAUGCAUCUUUGAUUUAGCUAUAAAAAAGGCGUAGGUGAGAUCGUUCCCAAUAUAACGAGGCUACAGAAACUCAAAAUGCAUACAUUCGAAUAAAAUAACACCAGGAUCAUCAUAAGAUCUUUCAAAUAUAAAAAUAUACAGUACUAAAUCUGGUCAGUUGGAUCCUAUAAAUACUCCACAGGAUGCCAGAACGAAAAUUUUUAGAAACAUCCUCAAAUAGAACAGGCUUUUACCAAGAAAGCCCAUUAAAACGUUUACAUUGUGCAUUUGUUACUCUGACAUAAAUUGGUAGAUUUUCAAGGGCUAGUUAAUUAACUUGGUAUGAAUUCUUAUUCAUUAGAAAAAAUUGACAAAUCUGUAGUCCUGGAGAAUAUUACUUAAAAAAUACUAACAAUAACCACUCAAGUCUUAAUGAUUCACAUUUUUCUGAACUACUGAAUUUAGCAUGUUACUUUUGAAGACUUAAUUUUGCUUGUUGUUGUUUAUGAUUUUUUUUUUUUUUUUUUUUUUUUUUUUUUGUGAGAUGAUGCAAUUACUGUAGAUAAGCUAGCUGUGUGUGGAUGUUUGUUUUUGUUUUUUUAUUCUGAUUAUUUUAUCCUAAUACAAUAAACUAUAGGAAGAUUAUUUACAUUUUAACGAUUUCAAGUGGAACAUUCUAGCCCUGUGAUUUGAAUUUGAGGACAAAUACUCUGGUUAAAUAUUUAGAUGUGGUUUGUGUAUAGAAAUUCUUUUAUUUUUAUUUUAUUUAUAAAAUGACCUUUUAUGUAAACAAAGCUCAAUACAUUUAAAUUUCCACAAAUAUGCAAUGAUACCUGAGUUAUUAUUUAAUUUGUUUGUUUUCUUCACCGUUUGUGUGUUUGACCACAAAAUCAUUUCUCACAUUCUCAAAUUUCUGUCUUUAAAACUGAGACUGUUUUGAAGAAAAUGGAUAUGGAUUAAAACUUGAUUACUUCCCCUCCCACCCUAUUUUGUGUCGGUUUUAAAUAUUUCUUCUUUUCUUCCUCUUCUUCAUAAUUGUCAAAACUCUCAUAAAAAGCUGGUUGCUCUUGAAAAUGAGACCUUGUGUCAGAUCUGCUUGUAUUACAAGAGAGAGAGAUAGAGAAUAAUCUCUCUUGUCUUGUAUGUCUGUGUUCAAUCUAAUUUUGAAUAUUUAAACUUCAGCCAUAGACACUUCUGCUACAUAUAAGAGACAUCCAUAUCGCAUAUUUUACCUAUACAUUUACAGAUGUAGGGAUGCCGAUGAAAAUUCUCUUUUUCUUUCACUGGAAAGAACUGGAAGCGUGUUUUAAAAAAGGAUCAGAUUAUUUGCCAUCUUUGACCAUUUCAUGAAGCUGCAAUGGAAAAAUCUGAAGGCCAUCUGUCAUUGUGAAGGAUUCCAAUUAACACACCUGACCAUCUGGUCUAGAUGGGCAGACAUUUUCAACAUGGCACAUAGAGUAGCUGCAUUAUGAAAGUAACUGUCAAUCAAUCAAAUAAAAAUCUCAUCUGAGUAUCAUCUCUGACCAAGACAGUCAACUCAAUGCUGAAGCACUGGUCCAAAAGGAGCUGAAAUAAGAGCCUGCUGGAUUGGAAAAACACUUGGUCCGACUUCUGGUCAUUUCAGUUGAAGAAAGGUUCCCUGAUUUCAAAGCUGUGGCAGAAGUGUCUGCUGUAAUUCCAGUUUUCCAGUGUUGUGUAAUUUCAAUGUUUAUAUGUAGUUAUUGUAGCCACAGUUAACAUUUUUUGUUAUUGUGAAGAAAAACCUGCAUGUAUCCAUCUACUUUUUCAAACUUGACGUUAAUUAAACAG